UCAGAGUCACGUGACGGCUCCAAUAUGGCGGCGCCGUGUCCCUGGAGCUGCGNNCGCUGCUGAGGGAGCCGCGUCUCUUCCGGAUCAUGGGCCGGAGCCUGUGAGCGCGGGGUCGCCCGUUCCGCGGGGGGCGGCGGCUAUGCAGCCCCCGGCGCGGGAGCAGGACACGCGCACCAAGAGCAUGUUCGUGUCCCGGGCGCUGGAGAAGAUCCUGGCCGAGAAGGAGGCGAAGCGGCCGCCGCACGGGCAGCUGCGGAGAGCCUGCCAGGUGGCGCUGGAUGAAAUAAAAGCAGAGCUAGAAAAGCCAAGACAAGGCACUGCUGCCCCACCAAAAGCAAACUUCAUUGAAGCAGAUAAAUAUUUUCUUCCGUUUGAGCUGGCCUGUCAGUCAAAGUCCCCACGUAUUGUCAGUACCUCACUGGACUGCUUACAGAAACUCAUUGCUUAUGGGCAUAUCACUGGCAAUGCUCCAGAUAGUGGAGCUCCUGGAAAACGCCUCAUUGACCGGAUAGUGGAAACCAUUUGCAAUUGCUUUCAGGGACCUCAAACAGAUGAGGGAGUUCAAUUGCAAAUAAUAAAGGCUCUGCUUACUGCUGUAACUUCUCCGUAUAUAGAAAUUCAUGAAGGAACAAUCCUUCAGACUGUUAGAACCUGUUACAACAUCUAUCUGGCCAGUAAAAAUCUCAUUAAUCAGACUACUGCCAAGGCUACCCUUACUCAGAUGUUGAACGUUAUUUUCACACGGAUGGAAAAUCAGGCUAUACAAGAAGCCAGAGAAUUAGAAAAAACAAAUCAACAAAAAUCCCAAUCUCCUGUGAUUCAAACUGUAGCAGAGUCUCCAAAGAUUAGUAGACUAAAGCACAACCAACAGGAAAUGAUGCCUUCAACCCCUGCAAAAGGAGAUUUAACUAAUGGGGAGCCUGAGAGUACAGAAAAUGGAGACCAGAAGCCAGAGAAAGAUCAGACUUCUUCAGUUUCUGAAGAAACAACUGAAGGGGGACAGGAAAUGAUUAAAGACAUCUUGGAGGAUGUGGUCACAUCAGCUGUUAAAGUGGCUGAGGAGAAGCACGUAGCUGAAACAGUCAGGGCCUCAUCAGAAUCAGAAGCUGUGGAUCUUGCCCAUUCUGGUUGUAGCAAUGAAAAUGUACAAACAAACGGAAUUCCAGAUGACAGACAAUCUGUUUCCUCCACAGAUAACUUGGAAACAGAUGUACCUGGACCUCAAGCAGCUGCCAAAUUCUCCCAUAUCCUGCAAAAAGAUGCCUUCCUUGUGUUCCGGUCACUGUGCAAGCUUUCAAUGAAACCCCUCGGUGAUGGACCACCAGAUCCCAAGUCCCAUGAGUUGCGUUCUAAAAUUGUGUCCCUUCAGCUGCUUCUCUCAGUAUUACAGAAUGCUGGUCCAGUUUUCAGGACACAUGAAAUGUUCAUCAAUGCAAUCAAGCAAUAUCUCUGUGUAGCAUUAUCGAAAAAUGGAGUCUCUUCUGUACCUGAUGUAUUUGAGCUGUCUCUUGCCAUUUUUCUCACCCUGCUUUCAAACUUUAAAACCCAUUUAAAAAUGCAAAUUGAGGUUUUUUUCAAAGAGAUCUUUCUGAAUAUAUUGGAGACCUCCUCGAGUUCUUUUGAGCACAAAUGGAUGGUGAUUCAAACCUUGACUAGAAUUUGUGCAGAUGCCCAGUGUGUGGUGGAUAUUUAUGUUAACUAUGACUGUGAUUUAAAUGCUGCUAAUAUUUUUGAGCGCCUUGUAAACGACUUGUCUAAAAUUGCUCAGGGACGGAGUGGACAAGAGUUGGGAAUGACACCUCUGCAGGAACUAAGUCUGCGGAAGAAAGGUCUGGAAUGUUUGGUUUCAAUCUUAAAGUGCAUGGUAGAAUGGAGCAAAGACCUUUAUGUGAAUCCCAACCAUCAAGCCAGUCUUGGUUCAGAUAAACCUUCAGAGCAGGAAAUGGGUGAAGGAAAAUGUCUGGAAAGUGGAGGCAGAAGGAGCAGUGUAAGUUCCUUAGAGUCAACAGUGUCAUCGGGCAUUGGAAGUGUUGGCACCCAGACUUCUGUCCCAGAUGAUCCUGAGCAAUUUGAAGUCAUCAAGCAACAGAAGGAGAUAAUUGAACAUGGGAUAGAAUUAUUUAAUAAAAAGCCAAAGAGAGGAAUACAAUACCUGCAGGAACAGGGAAUGCUUGGCACUACAACAGAGGAAAUUGCACAAUUUCUCCAUCAAGAAGAACGCCUGUGUUUUACUCAAGUGGGUGAAUUUCUAGGGGAGAAUAACAAGUUUAACAAGGAGGUGAUGUACGCCUAUGUAGACCAGCUUGAUUUCUGUGGGAAAGACUUUGUCUCUGCUCUACGGAUAUUUCUGGAAGGUUUCCGAUUGCCAGGUGAAGCCCAGAAGAUUGAUAGACUAAUGGAGAAGUUUGCAGCUAGAUACAUUGAAUGCAACCAACGGCAAACCUUGUUUGCUAGUGCUGACACCGCCUAUGUUUUAGCAUAUUCUAUUAUAAUGCUGACAACGGACUUGCACAGUCCUCAGGUAAAGAAUAAAAUGACAAAAGAGCAAUAUAUUAAAAUGAAUCGCGGAAUCAAUGAUAGUAAAGACCUGCCAGAGGAAUAUCUGUCCACCAUUUAUGAGGAAAUAGAGGGAAAGAAAAUUGCAAUGAAAGAUACAAAGGAGUAUGCAGUUUCUACCAAGAGUAAGCCAAAUGUAGCCAAUGAGAAGCAGCGACGGUUAUUGUACAACCUGGAGAUGGAGCAAAUGGCUAAAACAGCUAAAGCCCUCAUGGAGGCAGUAAGCCACGCCAAGUCGCCUUUUACAAGUGCCACUCACCUGGAGCAUGUCCGGCCCAUGUUCAAACUUGUGUGGACUCCAUUAUUGGCAGCUUAUAGCGUUGGUCUUCAGAACUGCGAUGACACAGAAGUUGCAUCUCUCUGUUUGGAAGGAAUACGAUGUGCAAUCAGAAUAGCCUGCAUUUUUGGCAUGCAGCUUGAACGAGAUGCUUAUGUACAGGCCCUUGCUCGCUUUUCACUGUUGACUGCCAGUUCCAGCAUUACAGAAAUGAAACAAAAAAACAUAGACACCAUUAAAACACUUAUUACAGUGGCUCAUACAGAUGGCAACUACCUUGGGAAUUCCUGGCAUGAGAUCUUGAAAUGCAUCAGCCAGUUGGAACUAGCGCAACUUAUAGGAACUGGGGUUAAAACACGAUACUUAUCUGGCUCUGGGCGUGAAAGAGAAGGCAGCAUUAAAAGCUAUACAUCUGGGAGUGAAGAAUUCAUGAGCCUGGGACUAGGUAACCUUGUUGGUGGUGGAGUUGAUAAAAGGCAAAUGGCCAGCAUUCAAGAAUCUGUAGGAGAGACUAGCUCACAAAGUGUGGUGGUGGCAGUGGACAGAAUAUUUACAGGAUCAACCAGGCUGGAUGGCAAUGCAAUAGUUGACUUUGUCCGAUGGUUGUGUGCUGUUUCCAUGGAUGAGCUGGCUUCCCCCCACCACCCACGCAUGUUCAGUCUACAAAAGAUAGUGGAGAUUUCAUAUUACAACAUGAAUCGCAUUAGGCUGCAGUGGUCAAGGAUAUGGCAAGUGAUCGGAGAUCAUUUCAAUAAGGUUGGCUGCAACCCUAAUGAAGAUGUGGCCAUCUUUGCAGUUGACUCAUUAAGGCAGCUGUCAAUGAAGUUCCUUGAGAAGGGAGAGUUGGCCAACUUCCGUUUCCAGAAGGACUUUUUGAGGCCUUUUGAGCAUAUUAUGAAGAAAAACAGAUCUCCAACUAUUCGUGACAUGGUAAUACGCUGCAUUGCUCAGAUGGUCAACUCGCAGGCUGGGAACAUUCGCUCAGGCUGGAAGAAUAUCUUUGCAGUAUUUCACCAAGCGGCUUCAGACCAUGAUGGAAAUAUCGUGGAGUUGGCUUUUCAAACUACAGCACACAUAGUUACAAAUAUUUUUCAGCAACAUUUUCCAGCAGCAAUAGAUUCAUUUCAGGAUGCGGUAAAAUGUUUAUCUGAAUUUGCCUGUAAUGUAGCAUUUCCUGACACUAGCAUGGAAGCCAUCAGACUUAUUCGUUAUUGUGCUAAAUAUGUUUCAGAAAGACCACAGGUAUUAAGAGAAUACACAAGUGAUGACAUGAAUGUUGCUCCUGGAGACAGGGUCUGGGUCAGAGGAUGGUUCCCUAUCUUAUUUGAACUAUCUUGCAUCAUUAAUAGAUGUAAAUUAGAUGUUCGGACAAGAGGUCUGACGGUGAUGUUUGAAAUAAUGAAGAGCUACGGGCAUACCUUUGAAAAACACUGGUGGCAAGAUCUCUUCCGAAUUGUGUUUAGGAUUUUUGACAAUAUGAAACUCCCUGAGCAACAAACUGAGAAAUCUGAAUGGAUGACAACUACAUGUAACCAUGCACUUUACGCAAUCUGUGAUGUAUUUACACAGUUCUAUGAAGCUUUAAAUGAGAUCCUUCUUCCUGAUAUAUUUGCACAGUUACACUGGUGUGUAAAACAAGAUAAUGAACAGCUGGCUCGAUCAGGUACCAAUUGUCUAGAAAACUUGGUAAUACUAAAUGGAGAAAAAUUCAGUCCUGAAGUUUGGGACCAAACAUGCAAUUGUAUGCUGGAAAUCUUCAAAACCACCAUUCCUCACGUCCUGCUUACGUGGAGACCAGCAGGAAUGGAUGAUGAUGUUUCUGAAAAGCAUUUGGAUGUCGACUUAGAUCGCCAGUCUCUGAGCAGCGUGGACAAAAACGCUUCAGAAAGGGGACAGAGUCAGUUUUCAAAUCCAACAGAUGAGAGCUGGAAAGGUGGUCCUUAUGCAAACCAGAAACUAUUUGCCAACCUCCUUAUUAAGUGUGUGGUGCAGCUGGAACUGAUACAGACCAUUGAUAGUAUAGUAUUUUAUCCAGCAACUAGCAAGAAGGAAGAUGCUGAGCACAUGGCUGCAGCUCAGAGAGAUGCCCUGGAUGCAGAUAUCCACAUUGACACAGAAGACCAAGGAAUGUAUAAGUACAUGUCUUCACAUCACCUCUUUAAAUUAUUGGAUUGUUUGCAAGAGUCUCAUUCAUUUUCCAAAGCCUUUAAUUCCAAUUAUGAACAGCGAACUGUCUUAUGGAGAGCAGGGUUCAAGGGUAAGUCAAAACCCAAUCUUUUAAAACAAGAGACCAGCAGCUUGGCUUGUUGCUUGAGAAUCCUCUUCCGAAUGUAUGUUGAUGAAAACCGUAGAGACUCCUGGGAUGCGAUACAACACCGACUUCUAAAUGUGUGCAGUGAAGCAUUAGCCUAUUUUAUCACGGUGAAUUCAGAAAGCCACAGAGAGGCCUGGACCAAUCUCCUAUUGUUGCUGUUAACAAAAACACUAAAAAUCAGUGAUGAAAAGUUUAAAGCGCAUGCUUCAACGUAUUACCCAUACCUAUGUGAAAUCAUGCAGUUUGACCUGAUUCCUGAGCUCCGAGUUGUGCUACGGAAGUUCUUCCUGCGAAUAGGUGUAGUGUUCAAAAUCUGGAUGCCGGAGGAGCAGUUACGGACAACUGGGACCCCCUUACCUUCAUGGUAGCCUCAAGUAAAACUGGUCACUGUUGCUUACUCACAAUGCUUCAGCUAUGGGUUUAUCCAGAUACUAAAACUGAGGAUCUUUCUUGAUGUUGGAGCAUCUUUAAGGCAGCCUUAAGUAUUCCUUUACUUAUUUAGGAAAAAGUUUUUUAUCAGUCUGUCAGCAAUUUAGAAAUUAAUCAUAUGACAUCAGAAUUAUAGAUUUAUGCUGUAUUGCAUGGAGAGCAGAAACAGUGUUACAGUCUUAUUCCUGCCUCCAAGACUUCUGAUGGUUGAUUGUAUAUACUAGAUCAGUAGAGAAUGGUGCAUCAGUAACUACACUGUUCAAAACACUUUUUUUACCAGCUGUUUGCUUCUCUGUACCUUUGGAAAUGCCAUAACCCAUGGGCAUCAUUAUAACAAAGCUGAGAAUGCUCUGUCAAAACUCCAAAAGUAAUCACUACUACACUGGCUUGGAUCUUGUGCCAGGUUCUGCUAGCAAUGACUCCCACCGCUUGUGGUAAAGCUUCUCUUUGGCUUUAAUGCAACUGUGUUUGAGAUUGGGGGUCCAUGUUAGCAUAUCCAGAAAAAGAUCUGGCACUUGUAUGCAGUAUGUGAACUCUAUUCAGGCAUUGCAUUUUAAAUGUGUACAAGCUAAUUAAGAUGUUAUGCAACAAAUUAUAGGUAAAUAUAAGUUCAUAACUUAAUAGUAUAAAUGUGGAGGAUCUGCAUGUUCUCAUGAUUUUGUUUCUCCUUAAUGGGACACUUUCAAGUGGGUGGGCAUGGGAAAAAUCUUUUUUUCAUUUGGUAAUUGGGAUAACCCUGAAAAACCCCUCUUCUUGUUUCUUUCACUUGUUCUGGUGCAAGAGCAUGUUAUGUUUUGACCCUUGGCUUUUUCUCAUUUCAAUUUCACUAAUUCUAUUUCUAUAAUAUCUAAAAUAUAGGCAGAAUAAGAGUCUGGAAUAGCUGCUAGGUAAAAUGUCUGUAAUUGUGUAAGCAAGCCAAAUGAUUUAAAAGAAUGGAAAAAGGAGGUAAAUUGUAUCCUUGGCCUGAAGUACAAGUGUGUUUUUUGUUGUUUUUUUUUCCUUUUGUCAAAGGCACAGCUACCUUAAUGUCUAUGAUCUCUUACAUUUUUUCUGCCACUUUAAGGAAAAUGUACUUUCUGUGCAAAAUGUAUGUCUUACCUAUUUAAAAUGCCUAAAUUAGUUGCUAGUUACUUUCAUGAAGAUCUCCUUAUUAAGUGCAUUUUAAUAUCAGUAAUUUAAUGAACAGCAUUCCUUGCCCAAUGGAUGUAUACAUUUUUUGAGAGAAUAGCAGAAUUAUUAUAUAAUAUGAAAAGCUAUGUAAAGUUUUCUACAUAAAAUUAUGUAUAAUACUGUUAUAAUAUUCCAUGCUUUAAUCGGGUGGUAAAUCAAUAAAAUUUUAAAACUGAAGUUUGCUUUUUAAUUCAGUGGUUAAAACUUGUAUGAAACUAUUUGCUGUAUUCUGUUUGGAAUAUAACCAUUCACGGGUACAGACUUCUUUUGAGUCUUUCAUGUAUGUUGAGUAGCAAAUGCAUGGAAAUAGUGAGUUAAGAAGUGUAACACAGAAAUAUAUUUUUUUCCCUUAGAGCUGACAUG
Alligator sinensis (Chinese alligator) is the source of this 7109-nucleotide messenger RNA. It is a transcript of the gene ARFGEF2, whose product is annotated as ADP ribosylation factor guanine nucleotide exchange factor 2. Gene Ontology annotation, biological process: regulation of ARF protein signal transduction. Gene Ontology annotation, molecular function: guanyl-nucleotide exchange factor activity. The record is from RefSeq and is a predicted model, not a curated record. The transcript has 42 exons. The coding region runs from base 140 to 5515 and encodes 1791 amino acids. NCBI's taxonomy places the organism in Eukaryota, Metazoa, Chordata, Crocodylia, Alligatoridae.